AUGACUGAAGUAACACACUGCUACAAUGGGAAUAUAAAAGACGGUCUGUUUCACGGGUUUGGGAUAUUAAUAUAUUCGCAGCAUGAAAAAUAUGAAGGAGAUUUUGUAUAUGGGAAACGAGAGGGUAGAGGAAAGUUUACUUAUGCUGAUGGUGCAACAUAUGAAGGUGAAUGGGUUGAUGAUAAGAUACAUGGGAAAGGUAUUGCAAAUUUUGUUAGUGGGAAUAUAUAUGAAGGAGAAUGGGAGAAUGGGAAGAUAAAUGGAUUUGGUAUUCUAUGUUAUAAUAAUGGUGAUAAAUAUGAAGGAGAAUGGUUAGAUGGUAAAAUGCAUGGUCGAGGAACAUAUACUUAUGAAGAUGGAGAUGUAUAUAUAGGAGAAUGGAAAAAUGAUAAAAGACAUGGUAAAGGAUGUGUCAAAUAUAAAGGUAAUGAAAAUAAAAUAGCUGAAACAUAUGAAGGGGAUUGGGUUGAUGGGAAAAUGCAGGGUAGAGGAACUUAUUUUUUUGCUGAUGGUGGUAUAUAUGAAGGGGAUUGGGUUGAUGGAAAAAUGGAAGGUAAAGGAGUAUAUAAAUAUUUAAAUGGAAAUAAAUAUGAAGGGGAAUGGAUUAAUGAUAUGAAAAAUGGUUAUGGAACACUUACUUAUGUUAAUGGAGAAUUAUAUGAAGGAUAUUGGAAAAAUGACAAAGUUCAUGGGAAGGGUACUCUCACUUAUAGUAAAGGAGAUAAAUAUAUAGGUGAAUGGAAAUAUGCUAAAAAAUGUGGUGAAGGAGAAUUAAUUUAUGCUUCAGGUGACAAAUUUAAAGGGCAAUGGAAAAAUGAUAAAGCUAAUGGAUAUGGUAUUCUAUUAUAUAAUAAUGGAAAUAAAUAUGAAGGAGAAUGGUUAGAUGAUCAUAGACAUGGUAUGGGCACAUUUACAUGUAAAGAAGAUGGUACUAUUUAUUCUGGACUUUUUCAAUUUAAUAGAAAACAUGGAAAAGGUACUUUAACCUUUGUUAAUGGACAUAUACUACAGGGAAUAUGGAAUUCAGGUCUACUUGAAAAGGUAAUAAAUUAUGAGUUAACCCCAUCUUCCCCCUGGAACGACCCCGACAUGUAA
Plasmodium reichenowi is the source of this 1095-nucleotide messenger RNA. Its product is annotated as MORN repeat-containing protein 1. The transcript has a single exon. The record is from RefSeq and is a predicted model, not a curated record. Lineage: Eukaryota; Apicomplexa; Aconoidasida; Haemosporida; Plasmodiidae. The coding region runs from base 1 to 1095 and encodes 364 amino acids.